Messenger RNA from Bufo gargarizans (Asiatic toad), 825 nucleotides. Its product is annotated as phospholipase A2 inhibitor and Ly6/PLAUR domain-containing protein-like. The record is from RefSeq and is a predicted model, not a curated record. The transcript is spliced from 5 exons. The coding region runs from base 19 to 627 and encodes 202 amino acids. Lineage: Eukaryota; Metazoa; Chordata; Amphibia; Anura; Bufonidae.
CAAGAUCAAGGAGUCACCAUGAGAACAUUUUUGGCCAUCGUCUUCAUCGUCUCCGCUACCAUUAAAGCAGGCAACUGCGUGGUGUGCACUGAAUGCCGUAAUAGCACUACUGCCGACUGUGUGGGGAACCUGGUGACUUGUGGGACCUGCAUGACAAUAGUGAAUGAGACAAUGUCUAAAGAUGGAAACAGCAUCUCCUACUCUGUGGAAAAGACAUGUAAUCUGAACGCCAACAUCUGCAAUAUCACGUACAGUGUGAACAGUGAUCAGUACCAGGCCAGGUACACGGUGAACUGCUGCAACAACGACUCCUGCAACCAAAAGUCUCUUGAAGUCACUCCCUGGAAUAACACAAAGAACGGCCUGGAGUGUCCAACGUGCUACGCAGAGGGCGAGGAGAACUGCAAGGCCAAGGCCACGGUGCAGUGUACUGGAGACGAGAACACGUGUCUGGUCUUCUCAGGGAAAGACUCACGGGAAGAAAUCUGCCAGACUGUCGCAUUCCAGGGUUGUGUGUCGGCGCCCGUGUGCGGAGGUUUAAGACAUCUCUACCCAGACAAUGUCCAGUGUCCGGACAACAGCACCAUGAUUUGUUCAAAUCAGAGGAACGCCACAUACGAACCGUGACUUCUGCAUUCUGCACCGUGACGCGUGAAUGGCUGCGUAAUGGACAUUCUGGCUUGGCUGAUACAUGGAGAGGACAUGGACAUCACUGGUACCAAAAUAAAGAAUAUUAAUAAGUCGGCGGUCAGCACCGGGCAGGAAGGAACUGAAGCGCCCGUUACUCUGUAUCAACACCUCAUAAAUGAUGUAUCUGUAGGACAA